CACUAUAGUACCGGAUACCUGCAAUUAUAAACAAUCUAGGUCCAAUACUUAUUGAACCACUUAAUUUAUCUAAUACCAAAUGUUGGUAUUCCAGUGGAUUUAGACUCUCAUACUAUGUUUAAAUAAGACGAUUGUGUGAAUUUUUAAUGCUUAAGGCUGUAAAUAGAAGAAUGAUUUAUUAACCGGGGUAGCAUUAAUAUAAAAGAAAAGUGCACAUACCAAUUCCCAAACAUUCGUUUGUAAAGAAAAUCACGUGGAAAGUUCAACAGAUCAAGCCCUUAUAGACCACAAACUUACAGUACAGAGAUAGUAGUGAUAAUAGCAAACAAUAAUGGAUAUCUUAUGGUCAAUUGUAGGGGCAUGUUUACCAUGUUUUCCUGAUUUAUCUUCACCAUCUGUAACAAUUAAGGAUAUCAAAUAUAGAAUUGUUAAAUUAUUAGGAGAAGGAGGAUUCUCAUACGUUUAUCUUGUAAAAUCAAAUAAUGAUAAUGCACCAUAUGCUAUAAAGAAAAUAAGAUGCCCAUUUGGAUCUAAUGAUGAAAGUUAUAAAAAUUCAAUUAAAGAAAUUAAAAAUUAUCAUAGAUUUGUUAAAUUUGGAACUCCAUAUAUAAUUCAAAGUAUUGAAGAAGUAAUUAUUAAUGAACCUGAUGGUUCAAAAUCAAUUUAUAUAUUAUUACCAUAUUUUGAAAAAUCUUUACAAGAUAUUAUUAAUAAUUUAGUAUUAAAUGAUGAUAAAAUGCCAGAAGAUGAGAUAUUAAAGGUAUUUAUAGGAAUAUGUAGAGGAUUAAAAGUUAUGCAUAAUUAUAAAACAACAUCUGAUGAACAAAGACAUCAACAACAUGAUAAUGCUUCGACAACAAGUACAGAUGAAGAGGGAUUAUUAUUACCACCAGGAAGUGAUGAUGAUGAAGAUGGUCCAACCAAUAUUCCAACUGAAUUACUGGAAUUAAUUCCAUAUGCUCAUAGAGAUAUUAAACCAGCUAAUGUUAUGAUAUCAGCUGAAGGAUUACCUGUUUUAGUAGAUUUAGGUUCAUGUUCUAAAGCAAGAAUAAAAAUUAGGAAUAGACAACAAGCUUUAACUUUACAAGAUAUAGCUCAAGAACAUUGUACAUUACCUUAUAGAGCUCCUGAAUUAUUGGAUGUUGUUAAAAAUUCAGAAAUUACUGAAAAGACUGAUAUUUGGUCACUAGGUUGUUUAUUAUAUGCUUGUUGUUUUGGUUAUUCACCUUUUGAAAAAUUAGAGAUAGAGCAAGGGGCUAAUAUUAGUUUAGCAAUAUCUCAAGGUAAAUUUUUAAUUCCAAAAAAUAAUGGAGGUUAUUCAUCUGAAUUAAUGGAUAUUAUUAAUCAAUGUCUUAAAUUAAAUCCUGAUAAAAGACCAACUAUUGAUAAGUUGUUAGAUACAGCUUUAGAACUUUCAAGAAAGCUGAAUUAUUAAUUCUCUUAUAUUAUAGUAAUUUUAUAUAAUUUUUAAUUUUUUAAGAAAUUGAUAACAUUUAUGAUAAUGAAAUUUACGCGAUGAAAAUUUCACAGUAUUUUCUUUUUGGGGCAAUUCACUAAAAUGU
Messenger RNA from Scheffersomyces amazonensis, 1562 nucleotides. RefSeq names its product putative serine/threonine protein kinase. Gene Ontology annotation, biological process: vacuolar protein processing; regulation of vacuole fusion, non-autophagic; protein phosphorylation. Gene Ontology annotation, cellular component: Golgi apparatus; cytoplasm. The record is from RefSeq and is a predicted model, not a curated record. NCBI's taxonomy places the organism in Eukaryota, Fungi, Ascomycota, Pichiomycetes, Serinales, Debaryomycetaceae. The coding region runs from base 332 to 1435 and encodes 367 amino acids. Gene Ontology annotation, molecular function: ATP binding; protein serine/threonine kinase activity. The transcript has a single exon.